Caenorhabditis bovis is the source of this 870-nucleotide messenger RNA. The record is from the annotation of a GenBank genome assembly. NCBI's taxonomy places the organism in Eukaryota, Metazoa, Nematoda, Chromadorea, Rhabditida, Rhabditidae.
AUGCUUGCGGGAUUCGCCACAAUCGCGCCUCUUCAUGACGAGGUAACUUCGGGCACCUCUCGUGCCAGCCAUCUCAUUGUCGAAGUGCCGAUUGAAAAAAUUAAAAACAUCGAUGGAGCCGGCUCGAUUCAUCGAGAAACCAAACAUUUCACCAACACCACAACGAUGCACGGUCCGAAAAGAAUAUUCAAUGGAAAGGGCUUAGCACAAUGGUUUUGGCUGGUGAUUGUCUCAACCUCAUUGGCACUUCUCAUUCUUCAAAUCGUUCUUCUACUCAAAAUGUACUUUUCGAAGCCGACAUUAUCACAGGUCUCAUUUAUAGUUAGCGAAGGCGGAAUGGAUUUUCCGGCGGUCACAAUAUGCAAUUUCAAUCCCGUCAAAAAGUCAUAUGUGAAACAAUUAAACGCGUCGGGCGAUUUGUCGGGCGAAACGCUCGAAUAUCUAUUGCAAACUAAUAUGAACGCGAUGUUUCUUUUUAGCAAUGUCGAUCGGCAAGAAGUGCGAGAAGCACACGCCAACGCCGAAAUCUAUCAGCACAAUCAUCGCGACUUUUCGAUUCUCAAUUUUCUGAACAGCUCGGGAUACGAAUGCGACGAAAUGUUCAAAAUUUGCUAUUUUCGCGGGCGAAUGUUCAAUUGUUGCGAUUAUAUGACGCCAAGAAUAUUGUCGCUGGGCAAAUGUUUCGAGUUGGACCUGCAGACGAACACGCCUGAAUGGAUGAGGAAACAGACGGCGCCGGGCGUCGAAGCCGGACUCCAAAUCAUUCUCGACGCGCAUCUCGAAGAGGAGAUUCGCGGCGAUAUGGAAAACGAGACGAACGCGAUAUUCUCGACGUACUAUGAGAACGGCUUUCGCUCUCAGCAAGCAUGA